Molecule: messenger RNA, 2433 nt
Organism: Anopheles maculipalpis
Lineage: Eukaryota; Metazoa; Arthropoda; Insecta; Diptera; Culicidae
Exons: 5
Coding region: 4-2433 (809 amino acids)
Biological process (GO): protein K48-linked ubiquitination; negative regulation of extrinsic apoptotic signaling pathway via death domain receptors; proteasome-mediated ubiquitin-dependent protein catabolic process
Cellular component (GO): cytoplasm; plasma membrane
Molecular function (GO): ubiquitin protein ligase activity
Source: RefSeq, a predicted model, not a curated record
AGGAUGCCCUGCGAAAAGUGCAAUGUGAAGUUUGGCAUUAUAACGCGCAAAAAGUCUUGCUAUGAAUGUCAUCGACUGUUCUGCCGGAACUGUCUUGCGAAGCGGCAGGAUCGCUUCCUCUGCCCAAACUGUACCAUCUUCACCAAAAGGCCUCUUUCGCGCAUCGAUCUGGCCCAGCUAAAGGUGAAGGAUCUCAUCUUUUAUCUGCAGUCGAAACACAUUUCUACAUCCGGUUGCGUUGAAAAAGACGACCUGAUCAAUUUGGUCAUUGCUCACGUAAAUUCGGGCGGUAGCUCGCCGCAUACACCGGGAAGUUUUAGUGCCACAUCGUCCAACACGGAAUCGGCUUCCGGAGGUUCGUCACGCUACGGGAGCUUCUAUAGGAACGGAACAAAAAACUGUACAAACACGUUCGAUCAGAUUAAAAACACAUGCCAGAACUUAUUUUCUACAUUUUCGGAUAAAUUAAAUGGAGACGUUCCCGAGAAUGGUCGACCCAGCACCGUUUUCGCAACGCAGGAAGAACAGCGUCACAUAUUCACGCAGCCUCGGUUCGGCAGCAACAAUGUUUACCAUUCCGUCGAUCCAAGCGUGCAUCUCGGAGACGGUGGCAGCAAUUUUCAUCCAAACACCGUACAUUCCGAGGGUGACGAUAGUAACCAAAGAACGGAACAGCCGUACGAUGCAGAACUGGGAGAGCGUCCAGGCCACUUUAGCAGUGGUGGAAGUAGCAGCGGAACGACAAGCGGUGCCGAUUCCAGUGCUGCCUCAUCGUCCUUUUCAUCGCCCAGCCGGAACGCGUCUUCUCCGCUGUUGGGCGAUCAGCAACCCUCGGCAAUCGGUGGACAAACGCAAGCCAUGCUAGACGAUCGCAUUGAAAGCAUACUGGCGCUGGAAACUGGCGGUACAGGCUGUGAAUGCUGUACCGACGAUGAGGACGAAGAGCGAACUGAUGUUGCCAGAGCGAAGGAAGCAGAUGCGGGAGCGAAAAUUGAAGAAGAUGUGCCACCAUGCUCGAAACAAUCCCGUCGAAGCCUUUCCCAAUCGAAUCUGUUAGCACCACAGGUGGCCGGUCCGAGUGCGGACACGUCGGCCGCAACUACGAAGCUUGCCUCACGUAGUCAAACGCCUUCGUCAUCGUUCGACGAUCUGCUGGCCGAUGGGGAAGGAAGUAGCAGCAAUGCGGAUCAAGCAAUCGCUCAGGACACGCUUGCCGCUACCACAACCGAUACGGAUGCGCUGGCAACGACUGUAGCGUCGAUCGAUGACACGGACCAGUGGCAGAUCGUCAAUACCUCAGACACGAACGGUGGCGUUACGCUGGAAGCGGCCACCAACAGUGAGCUUCCGAUGACGGACGCAACAAACGAAGCGACCACAGCCAACGAGGAAGAGGAAAGUAGCGACAGCAUUAGCAAUUCUGUUGAGAUUAAAUCAAAAGCACCGCCGUCGGUGCCGGUGCUCGGACACAGCCCAUCCGUGGGUUUGACGCGCGCCACCCUUAUUACGCGCCGCAGAUCGGACAGUUAUUUGCUAUCGGAAGGACGCGGUACGGUGCGUCAGCAAUCGAUUGGAACGGGUCCAAUCGUUGAGCAACCGUACCCCGUAGUGUUACAACGUGCCGGUACAUCGCGAUCAUUGCAGCCAACGGAAGGAGCGACAACGUGCGACGAUACCAUGCCAACCACUAGCCAUCCAGCCAACGCGCCAACCAGCACCACGCACGGUAUGUGCUUCCGGUGUGGAAAACGGCGCAAUGGCAUCCGUCGGCAGUUGAAGAAGUUUCGCAAACAGCUCGAAACGGCUACCGUUCCGGAGGUGGAAAAGCGUCGCCAGCUGGAAGCGUUCCUCAACUAUCUCGAACGACGCAGCAAAGGUUCGUUCGAGCUGACCGAUUCCGAGUCGAUCACGGAAGAGGCAAGCGUUAGUGUGGGUGAAGAGGCGAGUGGCGUGGUGGCAACGACACUUGAUACGCGUGGAACUAAUGGACAGCAGCAGGCCUACUCCUAUCCGAAACCCUCGGAGGAAGAAGGAUCCAUUUGUACCAAUCUGUACUCCUCCGGUAACCAGGAUUUGGCUAACAUGAAGCAGAUCAAGCUGAGUGACAUUAAGGAGAGUGCGGACCUGGACGUGCUCUCAGUGAAGCAAUUGAAGGGCAUUCUGAUGGUAAAUCGGGUCGAUUUUAAAGGCUGCUGUGAAAAGGCCGAACUACGCGAGCGGGUGCUACGGCUGUGGCGUGAUUAUAAAUCUAUCCCAUCAAUCGAAAAACUUCCGUCGGACGAUUUGUGCAAGAUUUGCAUGGAUGCGCCCAUCGAGUGUGUGAUACUGGAGUGUGGCCACAUGACUACGUGUACCGCGUGCGGUAAGGUGCUAAGCGAGUGUCCAAUAUGUCGCCAGUAUAUCGUACGGGUAGUGCGAUUCUUCCGAGCCUAA